AACAGGGAGGAAGGCAGCAGCACACUAGCAGGCAGUGUGGGUCUCCACGAGUGUGUGGGAAGUGCCGGGCGCGUUCCUCUCCUCCCCGCCGUCGCCUCUCACGCGCUCCACGCCCGUCCUCAUCUGACGACGAUUAGCCGACGCGCCCGAAUGAAUCCCAGGCCAUCCGCAGGGGAUCAUCCAGGCCUCUGGCGAUUCCUAGAUCAUCACUAGUCAAUCUACUGCAGUCUCGACGAGAUGGAAUGAAACACCUGGUUUUCCAGUGAUCAUUCCUCCCCAGACUUAUUUUUUCCCCCUCCCUCCCUCCCUCGCUGCUGUUGUCGUUAGGACAAACGGGCGUGAUUGCCCUCUUAACAACAGGCUUCUCGUGCGUGGUCUGGGGGCUGUCCGUCGACGAAAGCAUGUGAAGAAAUCCUCCGUGUGGCGUUUUUGAUUUUGAAGAGUCUCGUCGCCGCAUCGUCGUUGGAAAUCUGAUUUAUCAUUUAUGCAUCGCGCGUCGACGGGGAUGGGUAUUUAGAGGAUCACGUUGAUCCCCCUGGUAUCGAAACGCACAGUCUGUCUGGCAUCCCGUCGCCGGUGUUAUAAAAGGCGAUUUCACUGAUGGAAAUCUGUGCCUCGUCUGUUGAACUGAAUCUCUUCCGUCUUCAAACCGGCAGUAGUCUCGGCAAGAACAAGAAGAAGAAGAAGAAGGUUAAGAGGGACUAAGAUUGGGCAAUAAAACGUCCAGCGAGUGAAAAGAUUUCAAGAACGGCCAGGUUGUCGAGGAUUACCGGGUAUCGGGGAUUACUGGCUCUUGAAGAUUACUGGUUAUCAAGGAUUACAGGCUAUCAAGGCUUACAGGCUAUCAAAGGGUUACGGGCCAUCAGCGCGGUGACAAUCAUGAGGCUACCAGGUAACCCUUAAUGGUGACAAUUUUGAAAUCUGUCGGCCGGGAAGAGUUCGAAUGAAGAUGAUUUAUUUAUUCAAGGGGCCAGAGGAACCGUAACCUCCUCCUCCUAUUCCUCCUCCUCCCCUUCCUCUUCCUGCUGCCUUUUCAUUUCAUUCCUCCACCUCCGUUUUUUUUUUCUUCUUUCCCUGGAGCACUGUUAUGUACAGAGUCUGGAACCCUGGAAAGAAAAAGGGUCCCUUCUUCUCCUCGUGUCGUGGCCUACAAAACAAACCUCAGCUCCCUCGCUGGUUAAUUAGUCCGAAUAGCCUGGCGACGAACUAGUAGUCUGUCCCUUGCUAUCACAGAUACCUGGGUUUUUAAUCAGAGAAAACGUUUGGAAAUGUGAUGGCCUGCCCAACGUGACUCAAAAAUUUUUUUAUCGGGAAAUUAACCAGAAACGCCUGCCAUACCUCAUUGACAUCCAUAGCUACCAGCCACCCGAACUCCGCCAAGAGUUUGGAAAGAACAGACGGUCGAAGUCAACAACAAAAGUUUUUGUUUUGUUUUGUGUGUGUGUGUGUUUGUGUGUAUUCUCAACUUUGUCUAUCGAACGAGGUCCCCCGCCCGCCAGUUUCUGUUUCGACAUGAGCAGACCUAAAGGACCGACAGCGCGUCCUUUUAACAGGUGCAAGAGUGCCACCUUCCACGUGGACGGUGCAACAUACACUAUAGUUGCAAGUCCACCAGAGAGAAAGAAAGACGCUCUAGAGGAAGCGGCCAUCACACAACCCGGCAGCAAAAAUGGACAGCUUGCAAAGCAAGGGUCUCUGACCAUCCUCAGACGGUCGAGCAGUCGCAGCCUGGGGGGGCGGGGCUCCCGCGUCUCCUCCCACUCGGAUGAAGACCUCCUGGAUGCCGCAGACCUGGCCCAGGACGCCCUGCCCUCCGCCGACAACCCCGACGCCUGCGAGAAGGCCGCCCUAAGACUUCGAAGCCUCCUGCGAGCCCUUCAGAAAGGGGAGGUUGCAGCGUCCGUCCUUCAGCAGAACUUGCAGUAUGCAGCGGAAGUCUUGGAGUCCACCUUCCUGGAUGACAGCAGCAGGUGUGAGGAGACGCAGGACCGGGCUAUCACCAUCAGUCUUGAGCCCUCCUCCACCAGGAAAUUCAAAAAGGCUUCUGCUCGGGACAAGUCUUCCAGGCGGCAGGUGGGAGAGGAAGACGACGACCUCUCCGAAGUCGAGCCGGACGCCGUUCCUCAGGAGGUGCGCGAAUGGCUGGCCUCCACCUUCACCAGGCAGCUCUCCACCGCCCGGAGGAGGACGGACGAGAAGCCCAAGUUUAGGUCAGUUGCCAACGCCAUCCGCGCGGGUAUCUUCGUGGAGAGAAUCUACAGAAGGCUUUCUUCUGCCACUUUCCUCCAUCUGCCUCCAGAAGUCACCAAGAUACUCAAGAGAGUGGACGAUUGGGAUUUCAACGUGUGGAGUCUGCACGAAGCAAGCACCAACACCCCACUCCGAUGUCUUUCAUACGAGUUACUUAAUCGCUACGGCUUACUACAUAAGUUUAAGAUGCCCCCGGCCACACUCGAAACAUUUUUGACCCAAGUAGAAAACGGAUACCAAAAGUUCAAGAAUCCCUACCACAAUAAUGUCCACGCAGCUGAUGUUCUCCAAACGAUGCAUUAUAUGUUGUCACAAACUGGUCUUAUGAACUGGUUGAACGACAUCGAGAUCCUGGCCACGCUGAUGGCGGCCAUCAUCCACGACUACGAACACACCGGAACCACCAACAAUUUCCACGUCAUGUCGGGGUCAGAGACCGCUCUUCUCUACAAUGAUCGGGCCGUCCUCGAGAACCACCAUAUCUGCGCUGCCUUCAGGUUACUGAGGGGAGAGGAGAGUAACGUCCUCAUCAACUUGUCCAAAGAGGAAUAUCGAGAAUUCCGAAGCCUUGUCAUAGAGAUGGUCCUGGCGACAGAUAUGUCCUCUCAUUUCCAGCAAAUCAAAGCACUGAAAGCGAUGCUCACCAUACCUGACACCAGUGGUUUUGAUAAAGCCAAAGCUUUAUCACUUGUCCUUCACUGUUGUGAUAUCUCCCACCCGAGCAAGGAAUGGUCCCUCCACGAGAGAUGGACGACGCAGCUGCUGGAGGAGUUCUUCAGGCAGGGAGACAAGGAGAGGGAGCUGGGUCUCCCUUACUCUCCCCUGUGUGACAGAAACAACACUCUCGUGGCAGAGAGUCAAAUAGGUUUUAUUGACUUCAUCGUCGAGCCUAGUAUGGGAGUCUGCGGAGAUCUCCUAGAUAAAGUAGCAGCCCUGUCUAUACCUGCAACUCCACCCAUCUCUGAGGAGCCUCAGAAACAACAGAAUGAACCAGGUGGCCCCAUCAAGAGACCCGUUAGGCCUAGCGGUGUCGUAGGCACAGAGGUUCGACGCCCCUGGCAAGAUCACCUAGCCACCAACAAAACUCGCUGGAAGGAACGCGCCGCCAAGGAUGCGGAACUCCGCGCCGAGCUGGCGCUGGCGUCCAACGUGAACGGCGACACGACAGGCAACCCGAGCGAGGAUAACGAAAACGUGAUAAAGGAGGAAGAUGAGAAAGACAUAAUCAAUGAGGCGAACGAAGAGAACGCCGAAUAGGAAUUGAAGGAGGACACAGUAACUCUACGCGAUAGGAGGGUAUACUAUCGUUGAUGUCAAGGUUAUUACUGUAUUUCUGGAAGAUGUUUAGAAGCCAGGUGUGAUUGCAGGCAGUAUUUUUUCGAAAGAGACAGUGAUUUCCGCCAUAUUCGCAACUUCAAUAAUGAUAAAGUGAGCACGAGUCCUCUCUUCUCGUGCCGUUACCGUGAACAUUUCACAGGACUUCGCUUCGUGGCGAAGUUGGAAAGUCAGUGGUGUUUACCUGUGUCGUUUCCAAACUUAUUAUUUAUUAUAUUCAGCUUCUACCUUCCAUGAAAAAGAGAGAGAAAAAAAUUAUCUUGUCUCUCUUCUUCUUAGACGUUUGUUUUUUUUUGGAAGAGAUGCCGCUGUGAUGAAAACAAAAAUUCUGAUCUCUCGUAUUUUCUUAUGCUACCGUUAUUAAUGAAUGUUAUUGAACCUCAGCCACCCCAGCAUCUUAUUUGAUAUAUAUAAGAGAUGUGAGCUGCACAAUCCGAUCAUAAUUCUUAUGAUUUUAUUGUAGUGUAUAAAUAAGUGAUCAGCCAGGUAUGAGAGAUCGAGCCAUUUUCGCACUUACGUCGAAUACAGUUAAGGUCUGGUUUUGCUGUGAGCUAACUGUAGAUAUCCACAACUGAUAUCGUUGAAGUUUCUGUCUCACUUCUGAUUGGCUGAUGGGUGGAGAGCUGCACUGAUUGGCUGAUGGUUGGUGAGCUGCACUGAUUGGCUGAAGGUUGGUGAGCUGCACUGAUUGGCUGAUGGUUGGUGAGCUGCACUGAUUGGCUGAUGGGUGGUGAGCUGCACUGAUUGGCUGAUGGUCGGUGAGCUGCACAAGCUUCUGCCAAUCACAAUUAGCUUCAGUGAUGUCAUUUGUGGGUAUUUACCGUCAGGUCCAGAAAAACAGACAUAGUUUUUCAUUAUGAAAUAGGGAUUAGGGGUCAUAUUAUCAACCUAAAAUUAUGUAUUCACGCACAAAAAUGUUUAUGUAGCCUACAGCGAUUCAUUGUACGACAUUUCUUUUCUUUAGGCAGUGGAAUCGAUGCAAAAA
This is a messenger RNA of Macrobrachium nipponense, 4570 nucleotides long. RefSeq names its product dual specificity calcium/calmodulin-dependent 3',5'-cyclic nucleotide phosphodiesterase 1-like. The transcript is spliced from 15 exons. Bases 1513 to 3507 code for a protein of 664 amino acids. The record is from RefSeq and is a predicted model, not a curated record. Gene Ontology annotation, molecular function: 3',5'-cyclic-AMP phosphodiesterase activity; calmodulin-activated 3',5'-cyclic-GMP phosphodiesterase activity. Lineage: Eukaryota; Metazoa; Arthropoda; Malacostraca; Decapoda; Palaemonidae. Gene Ontology annotation, biological process: signal transduction.